Ostrea edulis (European flat oyster) is the source of this 3060-nucleotide messenger RNA. RefSeq names its product neuropeptide CCHamide-1 receptor-like. Bases 1453 to 2553 code for a protein of 366 amino acids. Gene Ontology annotation, molecular function: G protein-coupled receptor activity. Lineage: Eukaryota; Metazoa; Mollusca; Bivalvia; Ostreida; Ostreidae. Gene Ontology annotation, cellular component: membrane. Gene Ontology annotation, biological process: G protein-coupled receptor signaling pathway. The transcript has a single exon. The record is from RefSeq and is a predicted model, not a curated record.
AAGAAACUGAAGACGUGUUCUGUGUAUGUUUGCAAACAUUACGGCGAAAUUGAUGACGCAAUCAACACCCGGAAACGACAACGCGCACACGUAAACAAAAGGUCACCGAUUCUGGUCAGUCACCGAAAAAGGGCAGUCGACGAUAUAAGAAAUGAGUUACGGUUUCAUCCAAUCUGACUAAAGUACAGACCUAUGUUAUACUUUGGUCAGAUUAGGUUUCAUCGGGAUAUGACGAUCACAUCCUAUUACACCGAAAGUCCACGUGUAUUUUCACCCUGGUUUGCCUGAAAUCGACAGGUUUGCUAAAAUCCUACGUUUCGUUUGUUUGUUUGUUGUUGGUUUUUUUGUUUUUUGUUGUUUUUUUUUUUGUUUUGGUUUUUUUUCUCUCUCUCUCUCUCAGAUAGAAUGAUUAAACCUUAAAAUGUAUUCUCUUGAAUUAUAUUUGAGAAUAUACUGGAUUUUAAGAAUUUGGUCAUUAUUUGGACAAAGGGCGGUUUAAAAGGUUUUUAUUUUGUUUUUUCAACCAGGUUAAAAUGCUAGAAACCCAUUAAAUUAGAUCUUAUAAUUGCAAUAACCGACCCUCAUGUGACAAUCAAAUACCUGCAAAUAUUUUUUUUUAUGUCAAUGGUUUUAUAUAUCAUGAAUUUGAUUAUUUUUUCAAAAUACAUUUCAGAGAACUUUAUGUUGCUUUACUGAGUGAAAUAUUAGAAAGCACUUUUACUGGGCGUGUUGGCUUCUCCGUUUUAUUUAUAUAAAACCAGACUACGAAAGCCAAGGCAGAUGGAUUAUCACGUCUAAAGGCUCCAAUAUCGUGAGAACAGGGUCUGUCUAAAAGACACAUUAGACUGUAAAAGAUAGAUAAGAUUUGGGUGAACGUAUAUAAGUUCUGAACAUGAGAUGUAUUGCUUUUGAUAAUCGCCACUGGGGGGCUAUGCAUGAACGAUGAUUAGUUAUCAUGAUGAAUAUGUACAAUAAUCACUGGCACCAAAACGUUUGACAAGAAGCUUGUGUUGCUCAGACUCUGUAAGAGUUCAUAUGAUAACAUAAAAUCACGGAACGCCACGGACAUCACUUUCGCGUAAUCUGAAAUGUAUACGCCGCCUUGAGGAUGAACUGGGUAAAUUGUGCUUGAUUUUCCCCCCUUCAUUUCUCCUCUCUUAAACCUUGGAGAAACAGUUGUCGAGGCGAAUUUCUGUCGUGUUUCUCAGGAGAUUAGGUACAUUUGGAGAUUAUUGAUCUGCACCCGUUUAAUUCAUUCUUAUUGUUAAAGUGCCGAGGAAUUUUGUACUUUUUUGUGUUAGUAUAACUAGAGUGAGGGGAUAAUCAUACGCUAUAUCAAGUGAGAAGAAGAAAAACAAACAAACUCAAAUCUCCCAUCGCUCGGGACUUCAUAAAAAUUGGAGAUAAUUUGGAUUAUAUUUUGUUUUCAUUUUCAUAUAAAACCAUUUCAAUAUGAACAAUUCGUCAAUUGUCAUGCAAAGCGACUCUCACGAGAAUGGAUCGUUUGAUCUCGUGCAAAUGGAACUUUUCGCCAAGAGACCUGAAACAUUUGCAAUUAUCGUCAUAUGUUCAGUCAUAUUUGUUGCGGGAAUACUGGGUAAUAUCGCACUCCUGACGUACGUCAUAUGCCGCAAUCGACUGACGUCACCACAUAAUAUUUACAGUACAAACCUGGCCAUAGGUGACAUCUUGACCUUAACAAUAGCCAUGCCGUUUUUGUCCUCCAUUUAUACGAUGACUUACUGGCCGUUUGGAGAUUCCCUCUGUAAGUUUAGUGAAUGUAUUCAUACGCUGAGUAUUUCCAUUACUGUUUUCAUGAUCUCAGCUUUAAGUGUAGAGAGAUAUCGUAUGCUAAAACUUCAUUCGCCAUCUUUGAAUGUGACGUCAUCAUCCGUGAUUUCUUUUAUCUUGUGGCUGGUGGCCGCCAUGUUGGCUAUUCCCGACCUAGUGUCGGCGGAGACGAUGUCUUACAGAGACUUACACUACUGUCGCCCGUACCGAGAAAACUGGGGAGAAACUUACGCCAAGACACUGGUCAUCAUAAAAUUCACGUGCAUUUUCGCUCUGCCUUUGUUGAUUAUAGCAGUUUGUUAUUCUUUGAUUGGAUACAAUCUGUUUUCAAAAAGGUCGCGGUUUCAUUCGUGUUAUUAUGAUGAAAAUCAGACUGUACUUGAGGAAGAAAUGAGGAAACAUUCCAAAAGAAAAAGCAUGGCUGUCCUUGUUUUUGGCCUCGUUAUAGUUUUCAUUGUAACAUGGCUGCCACGACACGUGUAUCUAAUGUGGUAUUACUUUGACCCCUCACCCUAUGACCUCACAUGGCACAUUGUGAAGAUAGUGGGUGUGUGUCUCAUGUUCUGCAAUGCCGCGUUGAAUCCUCUUGUGUUUUUCUGUUUCGAUGCGAGAUUUCGUGAGUGUUGCUGCUGUAGGAAAUCACGUGACGAUUUGGAUGGAUACGCCGAGAUACCCGAUAACACCGUGGUCCUCACGGAAACAGCACAUGACACUGUGGUCUUAACCAACGUCAACCACGCCGACAGCGACACGCGUGUUUAAAACACAGUGGUCAUCAAAGAAGACUGACCAACUGACCAAUAUAAUUUUACUGAAUGGUGACUGUUGUAAUACAAAGCGCCUAUAAGACCUCGGUUGUGCGUUUUCUGUCUGUUCUUUGUGUAACUUAAUUAGCUGACUUUAUGCUUGGUGAACUGGGAGGUCAAUGUAUAAUACAAGUACAAAACCUGUCCAUGGCCUAGGGCAUUGUCAUUGACUAACAUGUUUCUUUAUAGUUCUGCUAUGAAGAAAACGACGAUAAUUGAUAAUUACAAAUACAAUGCCGUAUAUCAGAUCAUUUUAAGUAGGGAAUAUUUGGCGAUUUUUCUCUAAAAAAAAAAAAUGUAUGAAAUCUUAACGCUUUAUUAAUAAGCACAAUUACAUCAUGCAAGUGUAUCAUUUAUAUGAGUAGAAAGUUUAGUAUCUUUAUUUUUGGCAAAAUUUCUAAUCUACUAAUAAGGUAAUAUUUCCAGCGAACAAAGUACUCGAUAUACAUUACCCAGGGGCGGA